CGUGGUCACGUGAGCGGUCAGCUGAUCCGCAGCACAUCCGCCCGUCUCUGCCGCUUCUGUUUACAUCCAGAGACUCACACAGAGAGAGACCGAGGACCGCAGCAGCAUGUCCAGCCCUGCCUGAUCUGUGACAGAAUCAGCUCUUUAUCUGAGUGUUGGCUGGAGUCACAAGGCUGUCACAGUGCGGGUGGGUGGGUGGCAGUCAUGCAGCACCCAAACUUCGAGACGCGUCAUCCUUUGCAGUCGGAGGAGCAGGAGACAGGCUUCGACCCCCUCCACAACUUUAACAAGAACCGCAGCCGAGGAGGGAGUCUGGAGAGUAGUUCACAGCCCCCGCCUCAGUCCACCUUCCAGUCAUACAGGAAGGAGUGGGACGAGCUUUUCGUUCACAGUAAUUACCUGGCCCGGAUCAGACAGACGGGCAUCACCGGGCAACUGAGGGGCAGCCGCUUCAGGAGCGUAUGCUGGAAGUUGUAUUUGGAGGCACUUCCAGAGGACAAGAGUCAGUGGAUCAACAAAACCAAGGAACUACGAGGGCAGUAUGAGAAGAUUAAAGAGACGCACAUCACUAACCCUCGUAAAGCUGCGGGCCAGCAGGACCUGGUGGUCAACAACCCUCUGUCCCAGGAUGAAGGGAGCUUGUGGAACAAGUUCUUCCAGGACAAAGAGCUGAAGGGCAUGAUCAAACAGGAUGUGCUCAGAACGUUCCCGGAGAUCAGAUAUUUCCAGGAUGAGGACGUGAGGACCAAACUGACAGACAUCCUGUUCUGUUAUGCCCGAGAGAACGAACAACUGCUUUAUAAACAAGGUAUGCAUGAGUUACUGGCUCCCAUAGUGUUUGUGCUGCACUGUGACCAUCAAGCCUUCCAGCACGCCAGUGAGACGGCUACACCCAGUGAGGAGAUGAAGUGUCUGUUAAACCCAGAGUACCUCGAACAUGAUGCCUAUGCCAUGUUCUCUCAGCUCAUGGACACCGCAGAGCCCUGGUUCUCCAGCUUCGAAAGAGAAGUCCGGAAGGGCAAAGAGGAGAUGUUGACCAGCAUCCCGUUCGCUCGGCCCCAGGACUCGGGGCCCUCUGUUGCCAUAGUGACCAAAGUAAACCGUAUCCAGGACCAGCUGGUGAAAAAGCAUGACGUGGAGCUGCACAUGCAUCUGAACAGACUGGAAAUCGCCCCUCAGAUCUACGGCAUUCGGUGGGUGCGUCUGCUGUUUGGUCGGGAGUUCCCCUUACAGGACCUGCUGGUGGUGUGGGACGCCCUGUUUGCAGACAGCAUCACUCUGGACCUGGUCGAUUACAUCUUUGUGGCCAUGCUGCUCUACAUCCGAGAUGCACUGAUUGCCAGUAACUUCCAAACAUGCCUGGGCCUGCUCAUGCACUACCCCCCCAUCGGAGACAUCAAUGCUCUGCUGCAGAAGGCUCUGUUCCUAAGAGACCCCAAAAAUCACCCUCGACCAGUCAACUACCAGUUUCAACAGAACCUGGACUACUACAACACCAGAGGAGCCGACCUCAUGAACAAAACACGGACCAGUGUUAAACCAGCUCCUCUCAACAUCAACAAGGUCUCCAGCAGUCUGCUCAACUUCGGCAGGAAGCUCAUCGCCCCGGCCAUGUCUGGAGGGGCAGGGAACUUCCAGCCAAUCAACGCAGAGGUGCAAGCGUCCACGGCCACCUCCCCCACCAGGACACGGCCACCCUCUAUCCCUCACCCGUUGGCCGAUCCUACACCCGGCCCGGCCCCUCUGCCCAGCCAGAGCCAUGGGCCGAACCAGCACUACAGAAUGCUCAAGUCUGAGAGCAUGCCAGUGCAGCUUAGCAAAGACUCUGCUCCUGCUGGGGUACCACAGGUGCCUCUGUCAGCCCAGACCCACACUGAUGCUCCAGGCCCGGGCUCCCAGGUAGUCAGCUCGUCCCCCAGCGUGGAGAGCCUGUCGGGGAAGGCUCAGUGCAGUGCCUCCCCUCCCCUCCACGCCUCCAGGGGUAGUGAUGUGAACACCGCCUCCCCUCCACUGUCCGCCUCCAAGAAAGAGUCCUUCUUCAGCAUCACACGCUCCCGCUCCCAUAGCAAGAGCAUGGGCCGCAGAGACACAGAGGAGGACCUGGAGGCACAGGUCUCUUUUCUUCAAGGCCAAAUCAACGACCUAGAGGCCAUGAGCAAGUACUGUGCCCGCAUGAUGAACACGCACAUCUGUAAAAUCCAGGACGUGAUUCUUCAGGAACACCUGCAGAAGGAGGACGAGGUGCUGGUGUCUCUGGCUGGACUCAAACAGAUCAAAGACAUCCUGAAGGGCGCGCUGCGCUUCAACCAGAGCCUGCUGGAGGCUGAGGAGAAUGAGGAGAUCACCAUCGCCGACGACCACUACACCUCCACCGCAGAGACCGCCCUCCAUGGCAACAGUCACCACAGCAACCAGCUCCGCCCACAGCCACACCCACAGGCCCGUCCACACACUCGAGCGCACCCCGACUCAGAUCUGGAGGGCAGCAUGAGUACGGAGGAGAGGGAGGAGGAGGCACAGACCCCCCCGGAGCAGCAGGUGGCGUCCUCCCUGGGCUCGGACGCCGGGCGGAGCUGGGGCGACUACAUCCUGGUUUCGCAGGACGAGGAGCUCCAGGGGGGAGGAACCGCCAUCCGGAGGGGGCGGGGCCUGGUGCGCCUGGAACCAGAGGGCUCUGCGGCGACCUUCCAUGACCCCCUGACAACCGGCAGCCCGUCAGGGUCCUCCAGUCCCGACGAGGAGGGCUCCACCAACAGCAAGGACUCGGACUUCACCAUGGUCAAUCCGGGUGACCUGUGAGGGGGGAAGGGAGGAGGAGGAGGAGGAGGAGGAGGGGGGGAGGGGCUGAAUCUUGCACAUUCGGACUAUGACACUUUGACCCAAACUCCACUGUCUCACCCGUGCCAUGUGUGUCUGCGCUACAUAUGAAUGAAAUGCACUGUCCUACCACUGAGCAGGAGGCAAAUAUGAUUAUUAUUAUUAUGCCUUUAACUUGAACAAUUUGAGGAAAAUGGUUAAUUGCGAUUUUUCUGACAAACAUAAUGAGACGAUUCACAAUUUUGUUUUAAUAGGAUUCGGUUCAAGGUUCACAUUUUAAAGUGAGACUAAAUGGCUAAACUCCAACCAUAACCACAUUUAAAAUAGAGCUGCUAAACUGGGCAGUACCUGGAGGACUAAAGGGGAGAGUGGGGGAGGAGGGGUCUGGACAUAUAAGGAACAGUGUGAUUGGUCUAACAGGUAUCCGCACUUCAAACUCUGCCCGUACAGCCAGGUGUUUACCAUCAUAAACACCUGGCUGUAAUCAGAGUGUGAUGUGAUGUCACCAACUACAUGAAAUUGCUUUGGUCACUGGAGCCAGGACACACCAAUUUUUCAAAAAUUUUUAUCACAAAGCUGCAAAAAAUACCAAAAAAAGACUAGAACUGGGACAGCUGACAAUCCUGUUCAAACACCGUAUACACAGUUUAGUGGCAAAAAUAUAUAUAUGAUUCAUUGUUUAGUUCCACUUUAACUUUGGGAAAAAUCUAAUUGCGAUUUUUCUGACAAAUAUUUCAAUUAGAUUUGCAAUUCUUUUCAAGUUUUACAUUUUUAAGACAGAGAAUAUGAACCGACAAACUAAUACAAGAAUCACAUUUCAGAACAUGUUCAUACAGAUGUAAAUUACAGGGUUAACGCAGAAUGAGAUGGGAUAUUUUGUUGUUUUGCUAUUUUUGAAGUACCAUCAUUUCCUCCGCGGUCUUUACGAUUGGCCAAUCCUGUCCAUUCAAAUUCUGAUUUUGAUUCAAUUGUGGUUAAUUUUGCAGCCCUAAUUUAACUAAUGGUGUCAUGAUUAAUCAAAAUGAUCUUGAUUAAUCAAGUACUGAAGUAAUCGUGGUCUACUUGUUGAAUACUUGUUGUUUUCUGGAUCAUAAACUAUAAAGCAUUUUUUUAUCAUAAAAACAAUACCAUUAUUCAAUCAAAAUGAAACAUGAAUAAUAUUUAUAUUUUGUGAUUUUAUUUUAUUUAUUUUUUUUUUUAAGAAAAAUGCACUUAAUUUGUAAAUACUUUCAACAGUACUAUAGACAAGGCUUCAGUUAGCAUAUAUUAAGAUUCAAUCACUAAGGAGUAAUACUUGAUAAUACAGAAUUUUGAUAGGACUAGUCAUGAUACUAAAAUUUAAAACUCGAGUUGGCAAUAGUAUCGAUCAGAUACCAAUCAAUACUAAAACUCUAAACUAGAUACUCAUUUGAGCAGGUAUCGAUACAAAAAAAACCUCACAUUGAUAGAACAGAAAUGAACCUUUCCUGAAUCGAUUUAGAAUGAUUUUGAGCUGUAUCAGAACAAUUAUAAGACACAUAGACUAAUAUACACCCAUGGACCACUAUGGAACCUGCCUGGACGACUGAGGGAUUACACAGAUUUAAGGCCACAUGGGAAUAGAAAAAGUACUCCCAUUUAAUGUUGAAAAUCACAUUCUGUUGUCUAAAGAAAGAGCAUUUUUAUCAUCGUGGUAUCAAAAUCAGUAUUGAGUAUCGAGAAUAUUCCUUAGUGUCAAAAUCAAGUUGUUUCCUAUGAUGACCUUAGUACCUUAAAAGUGGAUAUUUUCCUCCUCUCAGUGGCUUAACAGCUUCUACUGUCUGUCUGCCAUGUUCAAACCUCCAUUUUACAAACUGUUCUGCCGUUACCUGCAGAUAGGAGGCGCUCUUGGUUUACUCACUACAUAAACUAUGACUGUGACUGUAUUAAACGUUAUAUUUUUGUGUGUGGAUGAUUUAAAGCUGUUUCUGUUAACAGCGCAGUGCCUCCAUCUCUCUCAAGCCAAACCAAACCUAAACCUGUGAUCAGUUGUUUCCUUUGUUACAUUUACUUAAGUUUGUUUUGUUUUUUAUAUAUAUAUAUAUCAAAUCUUUUAACCUUUAGGUGUUUUUUUUGUUGUUUUUUUAGUUUCAGAGAAUGAUUAAAUUAUGGACUGUUCUGUUCUUUGUCGAAUCCUUUUAAAUGUGAUGUUUUGUUUUAGUUCAUGUUAUAUAGGAGAUGUAUGAUUAUAAACUGUAACAUAAAU
Molecule: messenger RNA, 5041 nt
Organism: Periophthalmus magnuspinnatus
Lineage: Eukaryota; Metazoa; Chordata; Actinopteri; Gobiiformes; Gobiidae
Gene: tbc1d5
Product: TBC1 domain family, member 5
Exons: 23
Coding region: 205-2799 (864 amino acids)
Biological process (GO): activation of GTPase activity
Molecular function (GO): GTPase activator activity
Source: RefSeq, a predicted model, not a curated record